AAACCAGAUCUUUUCACUGUGCUAUAACCAGCUUUUUGGACUUUGCCUGACACACUGUAAGUGGUUGUAUCAUUUUCAGGAAUAAAUAAAUGAAUGAAAAAAUUGUGUUUGGGGCUCUUUCAGGUAAGCAUGAGAGGAUGGAAGAUGGCAAGAGAUGAAGAAAAUGUCUAUGGUUCAGCAGAGGACAGCCGGGCCCUGCAGGAGCCCACGCUGAGGCUCAUCCUGGCUGGGAAGACAGGAGCAGGCAAGAGCGCCACCGGGAACAGCAUCCUGGGCCAGCGGCGCUUCCUCUCCAGGCUCGGAGCCACGUCUGUGACCAGAGCCUGCGCCGUCGGGGUCCGGUGGUGGGAAAAGUGGCGCGUGGAAAUCGUCGACACUCCGGACAUUUUCAAUUUUGAAAUCCCCGAGGCAGGGCCCGUGUGGGAGGAGAGAGGUCGCUGCUACCUGCUCUCCGCCCCGGGACCCCACGCGCUGCUGCUGGUGACCCAGCUGGGCCGGUUCACCGCCCAGGACCAGCAGGCCGUGAGGACCGUGAGGGCGAUGUUCGGGGAGGGCGUCCUGGAGCGCACGGUCAUCGUCUUCACCAGGAAGGAGGACCUGGCUGGCGGCUCCCUGCAGGAUUAUGUGCGUGACACAGAGAACCGCGCCCUGCGGGAGCUGGUGGCCGCGUGCAGUGGCCGAGUCUGUGCCUUUGACAACCGAGCCGGCGGCCAGGAGCAGGAGGCCCAGGCAGAAGAGCUGCUGGGGCUGGUGGGGAGCCUGGUCAGGGAGAACGGGGACACGCACUACACCAACGAGGUGUACGGCCUGGUGCAGACCCUGCACUGGGAGUGCCCCGAGGAGCGGCUCCAGAGGGUGGCAGAGAAGGUGGCGGCCCGCAUACGCAGGGCCCAGGGGUCCUGGCUGCUGUCCGGGCUGUGGGAGUGGCAGAAGUGGCACAAGUCCCGCGGGAGCAGCUGGCGGAUCAGAGUGCUCAUCCUUCUAGGGGGCGCGCUCCUGCUCUACCAGCUGUUUUGGAGGGGCCAGUAUGAGGGCCCUGAGGUCACACCUAGCUGACCUUGUAAGUGUGACCCUGACCCAUCAACACACCACUGAUGUGACUGUGGCUCCUAGAGUUCUGCGUCUGAGCUCACAGACUGCCCUCCCUGGCCUGGCCUUAACCAGUCAACUAGAGAGUCUGCCAAAACCCACCCACCCCCACCAAACCUUCCCUGCUCUCCAGCCUCAGGGCCCUGGGCCAGUGGCUUUCUCCUUGCAGAAACCAUGACCACUGUUGCUUUUGCCCAUUUGGCACUCACCUCGGGCUGCCUUUCAAGCUGUACCUUACCUAAGAAAUGCACGCGAUGUAAUCAAUCAUGUUUAACCUUACAUUAAAUAAAAAUAU
This is a messenger RNA of Otolemur garnettii (small-eared galago), 1384 nucleotides long. RefSeq names its product GTPase IMAP family member 1-like. Gene Ontology annotation, molecular function: GTP binding. The transcript is spliced from 2 exons. The record is from RefSeq and is a predicted model, not a curated record. NCBI's taxonomy places the organism in Eukaryota, Metazoa, Chordata, Mammalia, Primates, Galagidae. Bases 94 to 1056 code for a protein of 320 amino acids. Gene Ontology annotation, cellular component: endoplasmic reticulum.